AUGGGUACCGGUGUACCGCGUUUUGGACCAGAUAUCAAUCCUGCGUCACAUGCAGCGCCGCUCACAAGGAUGCUAACUUUUCCCUAUCUUUAUGCACUAAGUAGUUGGUUACUACUGAAUCCGUGGUGGUUGUGUCAUGACUGGGGUGAAGGGUGCAUUCCACUCAUAUCAUCUCUAGAUGAUCCAAGGAAUCUUGCCACUGUAAUCUUUCUUGUCUUCUUAUUAUUAUUAUCAUAUUAUGGCAUAUUUGGCGGCCAUAUUGAAAGCAGAUUUGUUCUGAUAUCACUCCUGUUGGUAAUCAUACCAUUUUUACCGGCAUCCAAUAUCUUCUUCUAUGUUGGCUUUGUGAUAGCAGAGCGGGCGUUGUACAUCUCUGUAUUUGGUUAUGCUAUAUUAUUAGUAUUAGGCAUCAAUAAAAUAUCUCAGAAAUGGUAUGAAUACAAUGUUUUUAUUAAGGCAGUCCUAGUAUUGCUAGUGGUUAUGUAUGUGAUAAGGAGUAUUCGUCGCACAGCUGAUUGGAUGGACGAUCCUGCACUCCACAGAUCUGCAAUAAAGGUCUGCCCUCUGAAUUCCAAGGUUUUGUUCAACAUUGGUAAAGAUCUUGAAUCUGCUGGAAAUCCUGAAGAAGCCAUCAAAUGGUACAACAAGACCUUGAGACUGAAUCCAAAUAAUUAUGGUGCUAUGUUGAAUUACGGGAAAAUCAUGUUGGAAAAAGGUGACGUACAAACAGCAAAACAGCUCUUAGAAAGAAGCCGGGAAAUUCAGUAA
Molecule: messenger RNA, 768 nt
Organism: Saccoglossus kowalevskii
Lineage: Eukaryota; Metazoa; Hemichordata; Enteropneusta; Harrimaniidae
Product: protein O-mannosyl-transferase TMTC4-like
Biological process (GO): endoplasmic reticulum unfolded protein response; protein O-linked glycosylation via mannose
Cellular component (GO): endoplasmic reticulum
Molecular function (GO): mannosyltransferase activity; protein binding
Source: RefSeq, a predicted model, not a curated record